This is a messenger RNA of Porites lobata, 639 nucleotides long. Lineage: Eukaryota; Metazoa; Cnidaria; Anthozoa; Scleractinia; Poritidae. The record is from the annotation of a GenBank genome assembly.
AUGUCUGCAAUAGUGACAACAGUUUUCAAAGCAACUAUCGGUUUGCUUGUGCGAAAAGGAAGAGCAGCCGCAGCGGAAAAGCUAAAAGAAGGUGAUGUGGUUGAUCAGAAAUUCCGUCGCCUGAUCUUGCGUGAAAUUGACGAUGUUAAGUCCAAGUUGGAUGGACUAGCAAGAAAGGACUUAUUGUCAAGCUUCAGCUCCUUUGCAGAAGGUAUCGAGUACUUGUAUGAAGUGUUUGACAGAUCAAAAGCAAGAGUCGAGUAUGAAGAGGAUGCUUUCGCAGCGCAAGCUGCUGCUGACAAAGCUGGAAGACAGACACGUUUUCUCACGAGGCAAAUGAGUUCUUUAGAUGAGACCGACCUGCUGGAUGAUUCAGUAAGAAAAGAACUAGAAAUCGCGAAAAAAAGGUUUGAAUACGCCCGUGAGAAAGCGAGGGAUGCCUUUGCCAAUGAAGCACUGGAUUUGUGUGAUCGCAUUUUAGCCAUGCAGUAUCGAGUUAUGGCAACAAUACUACAGAGUUGUGACAGUCCCCAGGAUGCGCUACCAGCCUGUAGAGUGUGCAUUGAAGAACUACACUCCUUGGCUACUGUUAAGGAGUGCUUUGACGCAGCUCAACAAAGGGUUCUGGGCCUGAUUUAG